Molecule: messenger RNA, 886 nt
Organism: Galdieria sulphuraria
Lineage: Eukaryota; Rhodophyta; Bangiophyceae; Galdieriales; Galdieriaceae
Product: light-harvesting complex protein
Exons: 3
Coding region: 78-761 (227 amino acids)
Biological process (GO): photosynthesis, light harvesting in photosystem I; response to light stimulus
Cellular component (GO): membrane
Source: RefSeq, a predicted model, not a curated record
UAGGGAACUUGCGUGUGGUGUUGAAUUACCCAAACUAGUACGAGAUUGUUGAGAUUCGUUUGUGGUUAGAUACAAUCAUGUUGAAUGCUGUCUACAGUGCUGCCUUUAUUCCUCAUCAUCCUAGUUGGAAGAUACUAAAGACUACACAAGGUUCAUUAUCUCGCCAAUCUCUGUGUGUUCCCCGUCUGUUUCAAACUUUAGUAUCCAACGCAAGUACCAAGUCCCUAUCUGUUCCUUUUCUUGAGAGACCAAAGAAUCUGGAUGGGACUGCUCCUGGAGAUGUAGGUUUCGAUCCUUUGUAUAUCUCCGACUUGUUAGAUAUUCAGUGGUUGAGAGAGUCGGAAAUCAAACAUGGCCGUAUCUGCAUGUUGGCUGCCGUGGGUUUUAUUGUUCAAGAAUUUGUUCACUUACCGGGUGAAGUGUUCUCUAACAAAGUUGCCAUUGAUGCUCUAUUUCAAGUACCUAGUGGAGGUCUUUGGCAAAUUUUUCUAUUCAUCGGGUUGUUAGAAUUUGUCAUGAAUAAGGGCAAAAUGACGCCGUUGGAUAUGUUUUCCGAUCCUAAUAGAAAGCCAGGUGACUUUGGUUUCGAUCCACUUGGUUUGGGAAAGGAUCCGCAAGCUCGAAAACGAUAUGAAGUAGCCGAAAUCAAAAAUGGUCGUUUAGCUAUGUUAGCUGUGGGAGGUUUUAUUCAUCAUAUGUUAUUGACUCAUCAAGGCGUUGUUGAACAGUUGACUCAUUUCCGUUCUUUACCUGUCUCAUAAGAGACUUGAGUUCUUCUAUUACAUUUGGGAUGCCAUAAAAAGUCUUCGUCGAUUUUAUUGUUCUUCCAGAUAGGAUUGUACUUUGAACUCAACGACUCAAAACACACAAAAACACACAUAUAUUU